Staurois parvus is the source of this 477-nucleotide messenger RNA. The record is from the annotation of a GenBank genome assembly. Lineage: Eukaryota; Metazoa; Chordata; Amphibia; Anura; Ranidae.
GGAAAACAUGUUGAAAUUCUACAAGACAAAGACUAUAGAGGUCGGGUGAAACUCUUAUCAGAUGAGCUGAAGAAGGGCCAUGCCAGUUUGAGGAUCAUUAAUGUAAAGAUGACUGAUGCAGGACAAUAUCUGUGUAUUAUAGCAUUUCAAGGAUCAGACUUUAAAGAAAUCAGUCUGGAAGUACAAGCUCCAUACAAACAAAUAAACACAAAAGUCACAGAUGUGGUCACAUCCUCAGGACAGACAAUGAAGGAGCUCUCCUGUCAGUCUGUGGGAUUUCCAAAGGCUGAGGUCACGUGGCUGAGCAGCAGUGGGAACAUUAGUGCAACCAACAAUAUUAGCUAUACAUUAACUGCUGAAGGACUGUUCAAUAUCACUAGUGUGAUCAGAAUCUCUUCUGAAGCUAACAGGACGUUCACUUGCAUAUUUUGGAGUGAUGCACUUCAAAAUUCAUCUUCAGAGAACUUUACCUUCCCA